Vombatus ursinus (common wombat) is the source of this 3205-nucleotide messenger RNA. RefSeq names its product hyaluronan and proteoglycan link protein 3 (gene HAPLN3). The transcript has 5 exons. Gene Ontology annotation, molecular function: hyaluronic acid binding. Gene Ontology annotation, biological process: cell adhesion. The coding region runs from base 686 to 1768 and encodes 360 amino acids. Lineage: Eukaryota; Metazoa; Chordata; Mammalia; Diprotodontia; Vombatidae. The record is from RefSeq and is a predicted model, not a curated record.
GGCCUUGGUUCACUCAUCUAUAAAAAGAGAAAGUUGUACUCAAUGACCUCUGUAGCUAUGAUCUUUGUCAUUCCCAGAGAGGAAUGAAAAUGAGUGAAUUGUCUUGAGUCCCCUCGCCACCUCCCCACCCCCAUGCUCAGCUCCUGAGAUUGAGGAAAGAUUCAGGGCCAGGGCCUUACUGGACUGCCACUGGGUAUGCCACUGACUGUCUGGUCACCCCUUUCUCAGUGACUCUCACCCCAUCUUUUAGACUAGCAGAUUGUUACCACCAGGCACUGGUGAAACUCUCCCACCCCUUUUUCCUUUAUUUUAAACUGAGUCUUCUGCUCUAGCAAAGCCUGCUUCCUCUGUUCUGUUUCUUAGUAUGCUAACUCUGGGUGCAAGGCCUUCAUUCCCAAAUGCCCUUAGAAAAGUGCGCAGGACUGCAGUGGCUACCCUAUCCUCCAGCGUAGCCAAAGCCUGGGAAAGGGGCGUGUGUUCCUUUAAGAGGCUGGCCCAGGAGUGGUGGGGUUUGUUCUGUGCUGUUUCCUUUCUGGCCAUUCAAGAGCCCCAAACCUAUCCCGGAGCCCUCUAGCCUCAUUCACUGAGCAGGGACUGUGGGGGCAGUCUCACAGGAGCUGGACUGCUGGCUCGUUUGGAGCCCUCAACCCUUAGCCAAGAGCAGUUGAGUUUCUCUGGAUGAGAAAUGAUGCUGGUGUUGUUGAUUGUGUUUCUGCUGCCCUCUGGCUGUCCUGGGCUCCCUUUCUACAAUGGUUUCUACUAUGGAAAUGUCAUGAAUGACAGAAGCUACAGAAAUGGCAAUGGAGAAGGUUUCUUCAAUGGGGUGAAGUUGGUGGUAGAGACACCUGAGGAUCCUCUAUUCACUCACCGUGGUGCCAAUGUGACACUGCCCUGCCGCUACCACUAUGAACCGGCGCUGACCUCCUCACGUCCUGUCAGGAUCAAGUGGUGGAAACUGGGGGAGAAUGGGGCCCCUGAGAGGGAUGUGCUGGUGGCCAUUGGGCUGAGGCACCGAAGCUUUGGGGAGUUCCGGGGUCGUGUUCAUCUUUUACAAGAAAAGGAGCAGGAUGUCUCCCUGGUGAUCCGUGACCUGCGCCUACAGGACUAUGGGCGCUAUCGAUGUGAGGUCAUUGAUGGGCUGGAAGAUGAGAGUGGUGUGGUGGAGCUGGAACUGAGGGGUGUCGUGUUUCCCUACCAGCCACCCCAUGGUCGCUAUCAGCUCAACUUCCAGGAGGCACAGCUGGCCUGUGAGAAACAAGAUGCCGUGAUGGCCUCUUUUGAGCAGCUCUUCAGGGCCUGGGAAGAAGGACUGGACUGGUGCAAUGCAGGCUGGCUGCUGGACGGGACAGUGCAGUAUCCCAUCACCCUGCCUCGGCAGCCAUGUGGGGGGCAUGGCCUAGCAGCUGGGAUCCGCAGCUACGGGGAGCGUCACGAGAGACUGCACCGCUAUGACGUCUUCUGCUUCUCUUCCUCUGUGACAGGACGGGUAUAUUAUUUGGAGCACCCAGAGAAGAUGACGCUGGCUGAGGCACACGAGGCCUGUCAGGAGGAUGGGGCUCGCAUUGCCAAGGUGGGGCAGCUCUUUGCGGCUUGGAAGUUCUACGGCCUGGACCGCUGUGAUGCAGGCUGGCUGGCUGAUGGCAGUGUCCGCUACCCUGUCACCCGUCCCCGGCCUAACUGUGGAUCCCUUGAUCCUGGCGUGCGAAGCUUUGGCUUCCCUGACGAGGAGAGCCGGAAAUAUGGGGUCUAUUGCUACCUACAGAACUAGGGCUACGGGGCUGGCCUCCCUUGGCCCGGGCCUUGCACUCUCUCCUUUUUCCUCCCUCCUUCCCCCUGCUCCCCAUCAGGGCUGGUAUAUUUAUUGAAAGUCUCAUUUUCCCUGGGGGUUGAGGAGAUUUAGAUGACUUUUUACAUUUUUCAACAAUUUGUUUAAACAACAAUAUUUUUAUUAUGUGUUUUUUAAAGCCAAAAGAGGAAAUUGAAUUUUACUAAGACCUGCCUUCUUACAUGUCUUUCUUACUUCUGGGCACCCAGGGCACUCAGUAGGAGCAUAGACUCUUAAAGCUCAAAGGAACUUCAGAGAUCAUCUAGUCCACUUGCGUCAUUUUGUGGAUGAAGAAAUGGAGUCCCAGAGAAGGGAAGUGACUUGUCUAAGGUCACACAGCAAGUUAAUGACAGAACUGGAAUUAGAACCCAGAUCUCUAGACUCCUUGUCCACAGCUCUUUAAAAGUACCCUGGUUCUCCCUUUUCCUUCUGUUGAUGGAAGUGGGGGCUAUUCCUUAUGUGAGAGGAAAGGAGAGAUGCGGGGGUGGGGGGGGAGCCUAUCCAUCUUAUGCUGACAUACAACAAGACAGGGGACUCUGAAAUCAAGAAUUUGGACAGCUCUUGCUAGCUUGGCCUUGUGCCUCUCACACUUUCCUUUGCUCCUCCCAUUUCACGGGGAACCAUUCUCGUCCAGGUGAGUCCGAAUCAGUCCAUCCAAGAAGUCGAUGCUUCAAACAACAUCCCAAGCUCCACUUCUAUGCCCGGUCCAAGGAUUUUUGUGUCUUACUCUCAUUUUCUACUUCCUUUCUGGGGAACUGCCAUUAGGUCCAUGUUUUCCAAGAGCUAUAAAUGGUGCUAUGACUUUUUAGACAAAUUCUAGUUCCUUCUUGGUCCUUUUUCCUCCCUUUGUCUCUACCUACACUUUUUUUUUGACUGAACUGGUACUGUUGUACCUCUUGCUCCUUGGUGAGGUAUGGCUGUAGGGAAUAAUAAGAGAGAAAGAAUCAGGGUGCCCACGUGUGUGCAUAUUUGCGGGCAGUGGGUUGAGAAAGUAUGGGAGAAUUACUGCUCCCCUGAGUUGGGGGCUGCUGCCAUGGAAAUGUUUUCUUAAAUACAUACAAUAAAUUUGUGAAACAAAGAGAUGGUUCUGAAGGGAGGAGUGAGUGGGGAAAGCCCCUGCUGUCUUAGUGAAUCUUUGCUGCUGCUGGAGGCUGGAUUCUAGGGUCAGAUUUGUUUUUAUUACAUCUUCACCCAGAGCUGCAACUGUCAGCUGAAGACAUCUUUAGGGUCUAAUUACAGACUCACUCUUUGCUCCUGGAGACACGUAAUACUAUAGUUAUUCCCUCCACAUCAUAGGGUUUAGGAGUAUGGCGCCCCCUCAAUCUGGAAAAUCUGGGUAAAAUUUUUUGGCCCUUCCUUAAUACCGGAAAAGAAGUCUGA